GCCUGGCGCCAGCCCCCCUCUCCCCGACCUCAUCCUAGGGUGGCAUGACACUUUUUGGCAGCAGAGAAGGGUGCUGGAGAUAUCUAGAUAUGGCCCGAGAACCUAAGCUGAGCCAUACCAGGCCCGGUCAGAAGAGGCAACAUAGUGGAGGCCUGUACCACUGUGAUCUGGACUAUGAAGUCUACAAAGAGGAUUUUCCAUACAGGGUCUAUGAAUACCAGAAGAUCCCUCCUCUUAUCAGUCACAUCCCUGUCAAGACCAAGCGAAGCCACCUAGGGUCUGGGGGCAAGAGCACCCUGGGCCUUCACACAGGGUUGAGAAGCAGCAGCAAUGCCGUGGCAGGCCGUACAAAGUUGCGAGCGGAAGAGCUACACUCCAUCAAAGGGGAACUAAGUCAGAUCAAAGUCCAGGUGGACAACUUACUGGAGAGCCUGGAUCGGAUGGACCAAAGGCGGGAGCACCCAACAGGCUCCAAGGAAGGCAAGAAGAAAAACCUAUCCAGUGGGGAGUCCUCGUACUCAGCAGGAGAUACAUCCCAGAAGAAGGAGAGCGCAGCCAGCGACAGACACACCGCUACUACGCAGGAGGUCGACAGUGCCGACGAGAGCACAGAUACCGAAGAGGCGGCAAGAAAUCACACGUUGGACCCCGAGAGCAGCCAGUAAGUCCUUCAGAGCG
Molecule: messenger RNA, 678 nt
Organism: Euleptes europaea (tarantolino)
Lineage: Eukaryota; Metazoa; Chordata; Lepidosauria; Squamata; Sphaerodactylidae
Product: RNA-binding Raly-like protein
Exons: 8
Coding region: 45-665 (206 amino acids)
Cellular component (GO): nucleus
Molecular function (GO): RNA binding
Source: RefSeq, a predicted model, not a curated record